Messenger RNA from Onychomys torridus (southern grasshopper mouse), 2420 nucleotides. RefSeq names its product exoribonuclease 1 (gene Eri1). The record is from RefSeq and is a predicted model, not a curated record. Gene Ontology annotation, cellular component: nucleolus; cytoplasm. The coding region runs from base 166 to 1212 and encodes 348 amino acids. Gene Ontology annotation, molecular function: nucleic acid binding; 3'-5'-RNA exonuclease activity. Gene Ontology annotation, biological process: exonucleolytic trimming to generate mature 3'-end of 5.8S rRNA from tricistronic rRNA transcript (SSU-rRNA, 5.8S rRNA, LSU-rRNA). NCBI's taxonomy places the organism in Eukaryota, Metazoa, Chordata, Mammalia, Rodentia, Cricetidae. The transcript has 7 exons.
UAGGAGGCGUCCGGCGGAGUUUGUGUGGCGGCCGCCGCGGGAAUGGGAGCGCGGUAGUUUUUUGUUUUGUUUUGUGUUUUUGGAGGGAGAAAAGGCGGCUUCGCGGGGCCCGGCGGAGCGGGAGCGAGCGUCAGCGGCCAUCUCCCGGCGGUGAGAGGCAGCAGCAUGGAGGGCGAGCGGGGCCGGCAGCGCGGCGGCGGCGGCGGCGAAGCGGCUCAGCAGAAGACGCCGCGGCCCGAGUGUGAGGAGCCGCGGCCGCUGAGCGUGGAGAAAAAGCAGCGAUGUAGACUUGAUGGCAAAGAAACAGAUGGAUGUAGGAUCGUUACCUCCAGUGGAAGUGACUUCAGUGACCCAGUUUACAAAGAGAUCGCAAUGACAAAUGGUUGUGUCAAUAGAAUGAGUAAGGAGGAACUCAAAGCCAAGCUCUCCGAAUUUAAACUUGAAACAAGAGGAGUCAAGGAUGUCCUAAAGAAGAGAUUGAAAAACUAUUACAAGAAGCAGAAGUUGAUGUUGAAAGAAAGCAAUUCUGUGGACAGUUACUAUGACUACAUUUGUAUUAUUGACUUUGAGGCUACUUGUGAAGAGGGAAACCCAGCUGAGUUUCUACAUGAAAUCAUUGAGUUUCCUGUUGUUCUGUUGAAUAUACACACCUUAGAAAUAGAAGAUACGUUCCAGCAGUACGUGAGGCCAGAGGUUAACUCGCAUCUUUCAGAUUUCUGCAUCAAUCUUACUGGAAUUACUCAGGAUCAGGUAGACAGAGCCGAUGCUUUCCCUCAGGUCCUGAAGAAAGUAAUUGAGUGGAUGAAGUCAAAGGAAUUGGGCACUAGGUAUAAGUACUGCAUAUUAACAGAUGGUUCCUGGGAUAUGAGUAAGUUCUUGAACAUCCAGUGCCAGCUCAGCAGGCUCAAAUACCCUCCCUUUGCUAAAAAGUGGAUCAAUAUUCGAAAGUCAUACGGAAACUUCUAUAAGGUUCCUAGAAGCCAAACCAAACUGACAAUAAUGCUUGAAAAAUUAGGAAUGGAUUAUGAUGGGCGGCCUCACAGUGGUCUUGAUGACUCUAAGAAUAUUGCUAGAAUAGCAGUUCGGAUGCUUCAAGAUGGAUGUGAACUUCGAAUCAAUGAAAAAAUACACGGAGGACAGUUGAUGAGUGUGUCCUCUUCCUUUCCAGUAGAGGGCGCUCCAGCUCCACAGAUGCCGCACAGUAGAAAGUAGCUGCAUUUUUAUCUGGAUCAGUUUCUACAAAUGAAGAGGUAGCUGAGGAAUGCAUCGGAGCUAGUGCAACCUUCAUGCACCUUAAACAUUUGAAAUCGUACGACAAUUACAGAUAGAUGGGUGUGUAUGCAAACAUUUUGUGGGAGGACACACUGACUUCUCUGUCACCAGCACUUUUGAUAGGAGCAGUAUUUGUCACACAGUAACCAUUCCUGCUUAGAACUGAACUUUAAUAAUAUAAGGUGUCCAAAAUGUAUUCCUUUGGUUUUAAUAUGUGAGGUUUUAUUGGUUCAUUCCUUGAAUGUCGUGUCUUCCUGAUGUUGAAAUUUGAAAUGAAUUUCUACAUUAACACCAUUAAAUUAAAUAUGUUUUUGGAAGUGUGGAAAGGAUUGAAAAGUAGUGUUUAUGUUCCCAUUGGAUUUUACAUACAUCAUAGUCCUUUUCAUUUUUGAAGUUUGUAGGUGAAAUUAAUCUGCGGUCCUCUUCUCCAUAUCAUUGAGGGAUUUCUUCCAGGAAUGCCGUGUGGGUACCAGAUUCUACAGAUGUUCACGUUCUGUACCUCCAGUAGCAUGAUGUUUGUAUAUAAGCUGUGCAUAUUCUAUAUAUUCUAACGAUCUCUAGAUAGCAUACUUACUAAACUAUGAAGAUAGUUGUACUGUUUAGGGGGAAUGACAAGAACAGAAGUAUCCAAGUUGGUACGCACACCACCACAGUAGGCCUCACCACAUAGCACACGAAGAGUUUACUCAGCCAGCACCAGCUGGAAACAAACUAGGUCUGAGGUGAUGGGAGCAACAGCAGUUGUCCUGUGCGUCACAUAUCUGGUCUGCUCAGUUUAGUGCUUGCAGGGCAGCAAAUUCGGGUAGUUCUUUCUGGAACAUUGCAUGAAUUCAGGACAGGUAAUUGCUUCCAAAGGUGUCUCUCACUAAGCUUGACUACCUGAGUUUGAUCCUAGGCACCACAUGGUGGACUGAGAAUCAAUUCAAGGAUGUCCUUUGACCUUCUACUUGUACACUGUUAGAACUGAGCCCACACAUAUACACACAUGCACUUCCAAAACAAAUAAGCAAAAUGUAAAAGUACUGGGGCCCCUCUGCCAGUUUCAUCUCAUAACUGGAAACCUUGUCAUAGAUGACAGGGUCUAGUUAAAAAUCUAGUUAUUAUGCUGGGCGGUGGUGGUGCACGCCUUUAAUCCCAGCACUCAGGAG